Messenger RNA from Spirodela intermedia, 543 nucleotides. NCBI's taxonomy places the organism in Eukaryota, Viridiplantae, Streptophyta, Magnoliopsida, Alismatales, Araceae. The record is from the annotation of a GenBank genome assembly.
AUGGCGACCUGGAGCUGGGCCUCUGCCGCGGUCGGCGCGGCGGCGGCGACCGCCAUCGCCGCCGUGAUCCACGGCAGACCCAGAGACCCCACCUUUCACCUGAUCUCCAUCGAGCUCUCCUCCUUCAAGCUCAAUCUCCCUCUGCUGGACGUGGAGCUCGUCCUCACCGUCCAUGUCACCAACCCCAACGCCGCCCCCAUCCGCCACUCCGCGGCGACCCUCUCCAUCUUCUACGACGGCGCCCUCCUCGGCACCGCCGAGGUCCUGCCCGGCGCGCUGGACCCCUCCUCGUGCCGCGUCCUCCGCCUCCCCGCGCGCCUCCCCGGCCUCGAGCUCGCCCACCACGCCAAGGCGCUGCUCGCCGCCGCCGUCCGCCGGGAGAUGACGCUCCGCGCCACCGUCGACAUCGUCGGCACGGCGAGGGUCCUCUUCUGGGUUCACCCCUUCAGCGUCCACGUCGAGAGCCAUGUCGUCGUUGACCCCAUCCACCUCGACGUCAUCGAGGAGGAGAGCCGCUCGGAGACUCAGCUCCUGCUCACCUGA